AUUGAACAUAUGGUGUCCCAUCAGUCCCAUGCUUCUAUAUCUUACUGUUGGACCUAAACAGAGGCUCUGGACCAAGAUAGUGAUUGCAUCAUAGAAGGAUAUGUCAUAGUUAGUGUUGAUAUAAGUAUGGAGUUGAAAGACAAAGAUGUUGUUAAACAUUAACUACAUCAGAUCACUUCUCAGUGGUAAAUGUGACCAUGUAGAAGAACAGACCUUAUCAUGAAGUAACAGUACAUAAAGCUGUGCUGAAGAACAAACAUAUUAGUCUUGUGUUUUUACCCUAGCAGUUCUUUUUUUAUUUAAACACAAAAUGGCAGCCUCUGGCCAAAGCAUAAAGGAGAAUGAGGAAGUGAAUCAAGGCUUGGACAGGUUUGGUUGGUCUAAGAAGCAGUUUGAGUUGAGCUACUUGGACAUAGACUUACGGGAAAUCCUUGACAACUCGUAUACCAAUGACCCAGAUAAAUACCUAGUGUUCAGUCUGGGAAGCUCUGGAGAGUCCUCCUCCUAUGGUUUGAACGCUGAUGCUAUUCCUGUCCCCUCAGACAGUGAUAUCAUGGUUUGUGAGUUAGAAAAAUUGGUUAUUUGUGAAAAGGAUGACCUCCCACGAGCCAACCGUGCCUUGGAAGUUUAUGAGUGGGACUGCCAAGGUAUGCACGAUGGAUAUGGCAUGCUGCGCAAACUGAAUUCCAAAAAUGGUUACACGUCUAGUGGAGCAGCAGCAGAUGCAUUUUACCGAGAAUAUAAAAUGCACAUGUCCUUUUUUGGUCCUGAAAGACAAGGCCCAGCUGUUUCUUUGAAUGUAUCAGGGAACAGGAAAGACACCAGCAUGGAUUACGUCCUUGCCUAUCCAUUUGCCAGCUGGCCCCAUUGUGUAAGAAAAUGGUUCAGACGUACAAGAAGAUUUGGUUGGCCAAAGACUGCAGACAUUGCCACCAUUUUGAAAGAUGGCUGCCAUGUUGUUCCUGUUGGUCAUAAGAACAGUAUUGUACCUCGUCAAAGAUAUCAGUGGCGUAUAUCCACUGUAGUUGCUGAGAGAACAUUAAUUCGAUCCUUUAAUGAUACCCAGCAUAGAACAUAUUUCAUUUUAAAAUAUAUCAAGUCAUUGAUUGCGGCUGAAAUAGAUGAAAGGUUUGAAAAUCAAAAUGUGCUGUGUUCGUACCACAUGAAAACUGUAACGUUUUGGAUGGUACACGAAACUCCCCCAGAACUUUGGCAAAGAGGGAGUCUGGUCAGAUGUGUCAAAGAAUGUCUGGCACGACUCCAGUCCUUUGUUGACGAGGGUUAUUUACCUGUAUACUUCGUGCCUGAGAACAAUUUGUUGGACACUGCUACAGAUGUUCAACUGAAAUUGCUUUCAUAUGCAAUAAAGAGUUAUAGAGUUAAUAUCUCAUUAGUUCUAAUGAUGAUAAGCAGCUUGAAGGAAAGAAAAGAUGGCACUGGGAAUCUACAGUUUCGCCUCUGUGGCAUUCAGUGCCUACCUUACUUAAAACCAGAUGAUAUUCAGAUGGAGGACCCUUUAACCAUGGCUGUGUCUUUUAAACGCAUUAAGAAGAUUUGUUUGAGCACCAAAAACAAAACUGUUGGAAGGCUUGUGUUCAGAUUGAUUCAAAUGUUCUGUUUUCAGUCUCUUGGUUGUAUGUACCAAGAGUUGGCAAUGCUACAGGGAAAAGACUCCUACUUUAGACAAGCUGAAACAUUUUUACUUUCAGCUGUCAAUUUGGACAAAGUUGGUAGCAGACUGAAAGUUGCAAAUUUAUAUUAUUCCAGAGGCAAGUCAGCCAAAGCUGUAGGAAAAUUUGAAGAAGCUGCCGUGUAUUUUGAAAAAGCCAAAAAAUACAUUCAGUUUGCUCUUGACCAUGAAAAUAUGAAAUUUCACAUUACAGCUUGCAUUUGUGACAAAACAGCUACACUUGAUAGUUACCCACAAGAACUGACGAAUCUUCUAGAAAAUGAAUCUGGGAUAACAGAUCAUGCAGAUUUACUCUGUUGGGCAAUGAAAACCAAUUCCUUUGGUUGGGAUUUAUAUUUCCCUGUGAAAUUUUCACAUUUGUCCUGUCUCCCAGAGGCAGUUCAGUAUGUUCUUUAUGCCGGCAAUCCUGGGGGAAGUCCUGCCCUAGAUUGCCUGACAGGAAGGCUGACACUGUUGCCACUUUACUCUCCCAUCUUUGGUCUGUUCCUUGGUGUUAUCUGCGCCCACGAAAGUGGCAAGGAGGCAGAAGUUGUAGCAUACUUGCAGAAACUAGAGGAUCUUUGUGAACGUAUUUAUCAUAAGGACUGUUAUAAGGGAAUUGGAUAUUCUUUGCUGGGGCAGUGUCACAUGAUGAUAGGCAACCAAUCGGAAGCCUGCUCAUGUUUUGUGAGGUCGUACCAGGCCUGGCCGAGCUUGGAAAACUCUGCAUUAUGGCUGCUGGGGAUAAUGUGUAUCAAAGAUAUUCCUUAGACAGUGCUUUUAGCAACUACAACUGUUUAAAUUGUAGUCAUUUUUUUCUGAACUAGGGAUCUAACAUUUUAAGUUGAUACUCUUUUGACAGGAUUCAGCUGUACUGAGCCAGGAACUUAUGAUUACAGAUUACUUGGAGCUGUAGACUGAACAACGAGUAUUCCUUAUUUAUCACAAACAUUAUAGAUUGAUUUCACAAGAUAAAAAUUCCUACAAAAUACAAAUUAGGGGAAUAAUUCAAUCUCAGAAACUGUCAUUACUUAAGAUCUGAAAGAAGGGCAAUUAAACAUAUGAAGGUUUAAAAAGGGGCUUACAAAGGCUACAAAUUUUUAAAACCAGAAGAGUACACUGACAACACCAUCCCCCGCCUUACCUUCUAUCGGCCAUCUUGGUUUGAUGCAGUGGCGUCUGAGUACUGGGCAUGC
Molecule: messenger RNA, 2865 nt
Organism: Lingula anatina
Lineage: Eukaryota; Metazoa; Brachiopoda; Lingulata; Lingulida; Lingulidae
Product: pyruvate dehydrogenase phosphatase regulatory subunit, mitochondrial
Cellular component (GO): mitochondrion
Molecular function (GO): protein binding
Source: RefSeq, a predicted model, not a curated record